Messenger RNA from Trichobilharzia regenti, 4366 nucleotides. The record is from the annotation of a GenBank genome assembly. Lineage: Eukaryota; Metazoa; Platyhelminthes; Trematoda; Strigeidida; Schistosomatidae.
UUUCACAUAAGUAUUAAUACGUUGCCUAUCAUUCUCGUUAGCUCUGCAAUGUCGUCCAAAUGAUAAGUGAAAGAGACAAUGUUAGUCAACAUAAAUGCAUAUAUUUGUAAGGAAACAAUAAUCAAUAAAGUUAAAAUUGACUCAGAAUGAAAGAGUACAUAUCUACACUAAAGAGAGUUAAUAGCAAUCCAGUGAAAAAAUCACAGUUGUAGAGUUCUUUUGUAGCUGCAUCAUAGUCAUCAUUAAGUCCACCAAACACUCUAUCCACAACAUUUGUAUCCGUUUGCUUCCGUUGUUAGUGGUGUUGAACCAGUCUUUGCAGUUUUCGUCAUCACCAGAUCCGUUCGCAGAAACUAGAUAUGAACUUUUCAAGCAGAGAUUGAGAUUGUAUUCCUUCGAAUGCAUUCAGCCAUAUUGAGAAAAUUCUGAGGAUAUAUACAUAUCAGGUAAAUUAAUCUUACCUCUGGUGAACAAUUCCUAAACUUAGCCACACUGAAUAUGUGAACAAAGCAAGGAACAACCACAGAGUUGGUGAAAUUCUAUAGAUUAGUCGUCCAUAUAUUCCACGAUAUAUUUCAGGAAUUGUGUAACUUCCAAACCACCUGUCACAUUUUCUCUUCCAUAAAAAGCAAAUAUUAUACACGUGACUCUUAUCCAUCCGUUGCAAUUAACUGAAAGAUAAAAUCUUCAAACUUUAUACUUCUUUGAUUAAGUUGCCCAGUAAUAUUCUCCUUGUAAGUGGAUCUAAUGCUUCUCACAUCUGUGAAAUUUAUAAGCAUGUUAACUUGGUCCCUUAAGCUAGAAAAUAUAAUGUCUAUCCGCUUUUAUUAUUGCUAUUUCAAAGCCCGCUUCGGUAACGUAAGGCACGUAUUAGCCGCAACGUUUACGCCAAGGAAAAUCUACCAAUCACAGCGUGCAUAAGUGACCUUGAAGUGCUCAGCCUCUCCAUAAGCCAUUUGUGCCGCUAUCCUAUCUCGACAGGCUGCCAUUUGGAGAUGACAAGUUACUUUAAUUUGCUACCCUCCGAAAUAUCUGGAUUGGUUAUCGGCUUUUUAAGAGACAGUGAAUGUAUCGGUGCAGCAGAAGCUUUUUUUCAAGAAUGUCCUCAUCUAUCGGAAUUUCGUGCUCAUUAUUCAUCAGUGAAUGAGAUACCAACAUUUUUCAGAGAGCUCACGCUAUUAGAUAUUCUGCGAGAUUAUGUAAAUAUUGUGAACGGGGUUGUUCCUCAUUUAAAAAAGAUCAACUUACCAUGUCACCUUGGUAAACUAGCUGAUUCUGUAACUAAAAUUUUACGUAAUUUUGUCCGACAAAAAGUAUCUUAUCAAUCUGGACAUCCUGAAUGGAUGCCAGUUGGAAGGGUUUAUGUCCAACCGCGUAUUGAAUCCACCAGUUCAACUUUAUCAGAUAUUCAACCUCAAACUACUGCUAGUCCUACUACAAAUUCGGCAACAACACCAUCACUGCUCGAUAAAAUAACUUCAUCAAACUGUAUUGGUCAUCAGGCACAAAGUGUGUCUGAAUCAUCACAGGACGAGCAGACAACAGUGAAGAAGACUCUAUCGAUCACUAAUCCCCCUUCAUCAUCAUUUUCAGUCUCUUCUAUUGCUUCUGUACAAAUACCUACAUCAUCUACUGGACAGGCUACUGUCAAUUAUACAGGUAUUUCACCAUCCAAAACUAACGAAAUCAUGCGUGAGAAUUAUUCAUCACAAAUAUGUUUACUCCAGUCAGGUGAUGAAGUUAACAAUCUUUCAAAGCUUUCUGACGAUAAUAACAAUGAUUCUAUAUUUUAUGUCUAUCCACAUCUGCCACGAUCACUAAGUGACGGUGACAAUAAAAAUGUCAACAAUAAAUGCGUUUCUACUAAACGAAAACGAAGUCAACCACCACGUCACUUGUCAUCAUCACCUUCAGCUGGGAGUACAACAAAGAGUGGCUUGGUUACUAAUUGUGAAGAAGAUGAAGAAUUAGAUAUGGAGCAUUUCCUGUCUGCACUAUUCACAAAUGCUGAACAAGUAGCAACUCGUAUCAACACAGAAGUCGUCGUGCCAAAUCGUAACAGUGAUGGUGAUGAUAGUGACACAACCAAGUCUGCUGUUACUGCUGCUUCAAAUAAUAAUGUAGCAUGGAAAUGUGUCAAGGAGGAUCCUUCCAUCUAUGAAGGCAACAAUGACAAGUCUAUAGAGACUCGUGAUACAAUUCUAAAAAGUGAAUACCACUCAUCUAAUAAUGAUUUAUGUACAACACAAUCAUCGGAUAAUUUACAGAUGUGGAAUGAAUGGUUUGGCGUAAAAGGUGAUUUAGACACGUGUAUAGAUCGUUUGUUGUCUGACUUUGAAUCGAAUGAACUUACCAAUACUAGUACCAGUACCAGUACCACUAACAUUCCUGCUACCAAAUCGGCAGCUGAUAUCACGACUAACAUUACUACGUUUACUUCUACUGCUGCUACUACUACUACUAAUACUAAUACUACUAAUACUGUUGUUGUCAACUUUGAAAAUUAUAACGAUGUAUAUAUUGUAGAUAUUGAUGAUCCUUUACAUGAAUCAGCCAUAAAAAUGUUGAAGGUAUCAAUGAGUGUAAUUUCAAAUCCCUGUGUCUCACAAUCCUUAUCGAUUCCAGUGACAUCAUCUUCCUCCUCUUCUUCUCCUUCUUCUGUGAUCUCUGUAUCUCCUGUUACCGUGAGCACAACAACGAUACCAGCACUACCAAUAACACUAACGACAAGAACGUCAUGUGAAUCUCAUGUCAAUUCACCAGUUACGUCAUCUUCUACACGAUUGCUUAAGAGAAACAAGAAUAUUCAUAAAAAUGAUCGAUUUAUUACGUUAGAAAAUAGUAAUAAUAAUGCAAGCAUGACUUCAAAAUUUAUCACAAAUAGUCAACAGAUCACUCAUCAACCAGUAACAAUAACGUCCUCAGGACUUUGUUCAGAUCAGCUGUCUGAGCCAUUAAAACAAUUACGGAAUAAACGACGGUGUUUAAAUAAAACUUCUAAUGAUCACAAUAAUAAUAAUAAUAAUAAUCGCAGUGGUAGUAGUAAUAGUUUCACCACUUUAUCGUCUGUGCUGAAUACACUGGAUUCAAACAAAGCUUACAAUAGAAAUGAGUAUGAAAUUUAUAAUAGCAAUAAUAACACGACUACUAAUAAUAAUGAGGGGUUAUUUUCUUAUAAUCCAUCACCAAGUUGUUUACUAUUCAACAAGAAUACAGUGGCUACUACUUCAACUGUACCUACGGAUAUGCCAUCACUUCAACAGUAUCGAUAUCGUCAUCUAUUAAACGAUUUACCGGCAUGUUAUUAUUUUUUUCCAAUGAAUGCUCAAGCACCAAUUACUCGUCAUUCUACAAGUACUAGUAUGGCUACUGUCCCUUUGACUAAUAAUCAUUAUCCAGUUAUUGAUUUAACUCGAUUGUCAGAUAGUAAUAACAGUAGCAAUAAUACCACUACUAUUACUAACAUACCAACAAGUACUACUAUUACUACUCCUGCUACUGUUGCCACGAUUGCGACAGAAAAUACUACUUCGACAGGGGUUGCUAGCACUUUUACUACGAUCAGUACCCGACUAAUUCCUGCCAUCCCAUCAUCUAUUGUUGCUGGUGAUGAUGUUCGCUAUGUGAACACUUCUCAAAACAAUUGUAAACAAUAUUCAAAAACCUCAGAGAUAUCCACGGAUGCUAAAGAGAAUCAACCACCACAAGGUACUUCUGGGGAACGGAAAAAGAUAUUAAAUUUACAAUCAUUGGACGUUGAUGCAAUUCUGUCACAAUUUUGGAAGUGAUAUGUGAUUGGUUUUCUGAUGCAAACAAUUUGGCAACAUUGUUCCCAGUGAUGAUCAUGUCUCAAUCAAUGUCCGUUUGAUAUGAACAGUUGUUAACGUUAUGGUUGUUGUUCCCUUUGUAUUGCUAGCCUUGUUUAUACAUCGAUCUAUGAAAAAAUAACACUAUAGAAGCAGCCAGGUCGUUAGAUGGAUACACAUAUGAAGUGACCAUGGCAGAAUGACAGCCAUGAUGACGAAAUGGUGAUAAUUUUUUUCCUAUCAUAUUUUAUUUCAUUUGACAAAAUUGACGCCUGAAACGUUGUUCCAAUGUUUUGGAAACGAGACGGAAGAUCAUGUUCCUUUCAAUACACAUUUCAAUUGACUAUGUUUUUUCUUCAUACCAUUCACCAAGUCAAAGUUUCGUGAACAAUGUCAGUGCAAGUGAGCUCUGACUAAUCGGUGGGAGUCCUAGAUCCUGGGUGUGUGGCAGGUGAUCGAGACAUUUAUCAUAUCAACGAGCAGUCGCCAUCUGCCAUUAGAUGUGAUAUCCGUGCAAGGCGUGAACUCUUAGACUCUUUCACUACGGACGUCACAUCAUA